GAUAGGUACUUUGACACCGCCAGCAUGGAGAGACCCGAUAAGCCACUGACUCCGCCCGACGACCGGGACAGGAAGCGUGGUCGAGGCGACAGGGACCGCGUUGACAGAGACCGCGUUGACAGAGACCGUGGUGACAGAGAUCGCGGUGAUAGAGAUCGCGGCGACAGAGACCGUGGCGAUGACAAAGCCCGCGGUGAUGACAGAGCCCCAACUGGAGAAGCCGCUUCCUACUUUACCGCCGCUGCUCCCAUAUCCGGACCCAACGGCUCGAUUGACCCCUAUCCCAUCGUCACCGACAGCUACCGUCCUCCGCAAGGUCCAGACUCGUCCUAUCCACCACGCCAUGACUAUGGCCGUCCACCUCCUGGCUCAGGCUACCCUCUCCCUUCCCACAGCACCGGUAUCUCGCCCAACUACCCCCCAGUGUCGGGUGCCAACGGCGCCUCUGCAUCCUACUAUGGGACAGGCGUUGAAUCGAUGCCCGGUCCAGCGGCUACUUCAGGUGUUGGCAUGAGCUACAUUCCCCCUGCGCCUCUGUCCGGUCCUCCUCACCAUGGGGCACUACCAAUCCACUCGACAACACCGCUACCUCUCGCGGUGCAGUCCUCCUACUACAAGCCCACCCUCAAAUCUGUGCGCCAGAAAGCUGAGAAGGAAGUUAUUGAACUCGCCAACCUACAACGCCAGAGGAAGAUGAUCGCAUCCAAGGGCACCAGAAGAGAUUAUGAUGAGAUUUCGGACAAGAUCAGAGCCCAGACAGCCACCGUCCUCGGUUAUCUCAAGGGCCUGAGACAAGAGAUGAUUCAAAUUGUGGAAGACGCCGAGGACCAGAGGUGGAGAAGGUGGAUCGUUGGCAGUAUAUUUGGCACUUUUAUCCCUCUUGUCAAGAAGCUCUUCCGAAGACCUUCAAGCGAGAAAAAGACCAAAACCAGGACGGAGUAUGCCUUCAUCAAGUCCAAGAGUCUGCUCGGUCGCAUUCUUGCCGCAACCAAAGGUCACAGGCCCGGCCUGACGACUGUCACCUUCUUUGUUUUUGCCGUUUUGUACAUCUUUUCGAAUGAGGUGUCGCUGAGAGUGGCCAAGACGGCCUCCAAGCGGUUGAAGAAGCUGGUGAACAAGGUGGAGAGUACCAGUAAUGGCAGGGACGGGGAUGUCCUCAAGGAUGACGACAUCAAGUUGCUGAGCGGGUGGAGGUGGAGAGUGUUGGAGUUUAUUGAUUGAACAUGGGGGUGUGGUCUGUGUGGCUAUGAAGAAUGUGAAAUGAGGAAUGACGAGAUGACGAUGAUGAGUAACGAUAUGAUUUUGUCUUUUUGGUCUUGUCUGUGUUUACUCAGAAAGCAGGCGAGGUGUUGGAGGAUGAAUGCAUAAUAUGUUUUAUAUUGUGGCCUGUUAAUGUAUUUCACUGUUAAGGUUUUUGCCUCGAAAAGAUGGUAUUUAGAGUGUCGUUGAUG
This is a messenger RNA of Podospora bellae-mahoneyi, 1451 nucleotides long. RefSeq lists its product as uncharacterized. The transcript has 2 exons. The record is from RefSeq and is a predicted model, not a curated record. NCBI's taxonomy places the organism in Eukaryota, Fungi, Ascomycota, Sordariomycetes, Sordariales, Podosporaceae. The coding region runs from base 25 to 1221 and encodes 398 amino acids.